Molecule: messenger RNA, 1501 nt
Organism: Bursaphelenchus xylophilus (pine wood nematode)
Lineage: Eukaryota; Metazoa; Nematoda; Chromadorea; Rhabditida; Aphelenchoididae
Source: the annotation of a GenBank genome assembly
AUGGUGACUGCUCGAUUCAAUCGUCUCACCACUCUACUCGUCCUCACUCACCGCCAAUUGGCAACGUUUUCCGGUCCCCGCAACUUACACACGUUGCGCGCUUUGAUGAAUAAUCGAAUGGCCCCACAAUCUUCGUCUCUCAGAGCUUUUUCGGCUUCAGUUUCGCAGCCUCACACCCACCUGACUUGCAGCCACGACGAGGCGAGGUUUAAGUCGUUGACGGAGGACCAGGUGCUGGCUGAGCCGAUUCCCAGCACUCAAAAAGCCGCUGUCUUCCACAAAUUUGGCCAACGAUAUCAGUUUGAGAAAAUUUCGGUGCCUGAGAUUGGAGAUGAUGACAUUUUGGUGAAAGUAAUUUACUCUGGAGUCUGCCACACCGACAUUCACGUCUGGCUUGGAGAUUUCCCUAUGGAAGCGAAAGAACUGCCAAUUGUCGGAGGUCAUGAGGGUGCGGGAGUUGUGGUCAAAGUGGGGCAGAAUGUAAAGGACUUCAAGAUCGGGGAUCGAGCCGGCAUUAAGGUGAGCCUAACGUUAAUUAGGAUAAAAUAAAGGCCAUUGCCGUCAGAAUCAUUUAUUAUUCCCUUUUUCAACGAUGACUUUUCCUAUAUUAUUUCUUUUUUUAGUGGGUAAACUCGUCAUGUACGACCUGUGAGCAUUGUAAAAAAGGAAACGAGCCAAAUUGUGGUGACGUCGUUUUAAGUGGAUUCCACAGAGAUGGAUCUUUCCAACAAUAUGCGGUUGUAAACGGAAACGAAGCAGUUAAAAUUGUUGAUGGAAUUGAUCUGGUCGAGGUUUCACCCAUUCUUUGCGCUGUAAGUCAUUUCAAAUUCUUGUAGCCGCCAUGGAAAACCGCUCAAGAUCUAAACAGCCCGCAGAAACAAUAUUUCUUGCCAUAUUUCAUUUAUAUUUUCAAAUUUUUUAGGGAGUGACCGUCUACAAGGCCCUCAAAGAUUGUAAUAUCCAAGCCGGCGACACUGUGGCCAUAACCGGCGCCGGUGGCGGCCUUGGCUCUCUUUGCAUCCAAUAUGCCAAGGCCAUGGGUCUGCGGGUGUUGGCGGUUGAUGCGGGCGAAAAGCAAAUGCAUUGUCGGCAUCUGGGCGCUGAUAUGUUCAUCAAUCCGUUUGAUAGUCCAAACCUUGUGUCCGACAUCCAAAUGAUGACGCAAGGAGGACCUCACGGUGUGAUUAACCUAGCCACCGCCGUGAAGCCAAUGGAAGACGCAACUCACUACGUUCGCACCAAAGGAACCGUCGUCUUGGUGGCGUUGCCAAAGGACGCAAAAGUGCCCGUGGACGUGUUCUCUACGGUGACUAGGUCGGUCACGGUGAAAGGAAGUUACGUGGGAUCCAGACAAGACACCGACGAUGCGCUCAAAUUCCUUCAACGAGGCCAAAUCAAGAUCCCCAUCAAGGUGCUGCCGUUGGAAUCGCUGACUGAAGUCUUUGACAACAUGAUCAACCACCAAGUCACUGGAAGAGUAGUGUUGGACUUGUGGAAAUGA